Molecule: messenger RNA, 1753 nt
Organism: Mastomys coucha (southern multimammate mouse)
Lineage: Eukaryota; Metazoa; Chordata; Mammalia; Rodentia; Muridae
Gene: Psrc1
Product: proline and serine rich coiled-coil 1
Exons: 8
Coding region: 143-1162 (339 amino acids)
Biological process (GO): mitotic metaphase chromosome alignment
Cellular component (GO): microtubule cytoskeleton; spindle microtubule; spindle pole
Molecular function (GO): microtubule binding
Source: RefSeq, a predicted model, not a curated record
UUGGGAGCCUUAUUCCCGGGAACUGGGAGAGUAUAGAAGAAAAGCUUCCUGCGUCGGCCGUGAGGCGAGGUGGGGGGAGUGGAAACGGAGUGUGCGCUGGAGGUGUGGUGGGUCUAAGCUGACUCGCUUAUGCUGGCUGAGCAUGGAGGAUUUGAAAGAGGAUAUCAAGUUCAUCGUGGAUGAGACCUUGGACUUUGGAGGGCUGUCCCCAUCUGACAGUCACGAGGAAGAGGACAUAACAGUAAUAGUGAGUCCGGAGAAACCACUUCGACGGGGCCUCUCCCAUCGGAGUAACCCAAAUGCAGUCACUCCUGCCCUCCAGGGUGUGAGGUUCAGCUUGGGCCCACUCAGCCCAGAGAAGCUGGAGGAGAUCCUUGAUGAAGCCAACCGCCUGGCAGCUCAGCUGGAGGAGUGUGCCCUGAAAGACCGGGAGAGUGCUGGUACAGGCCCUGGAAGGCCCAGCCCCAGAGGGAAGCCCAGCCCUCGACGGGAGACCUUCGUCCUGAAGGACAGCCCUGUCCGAGAUCUGCUGCCCACCGUGAGUUCUUGGAGCACCCCACCUCCAAGCAGCCUGACAGGGCUCCGGAGCAGUGAUAAAAAGGGGUCAGCCAGGGCUGUUCGAGUGGCAUCUGGAAAGAAGCCCUCCAGCAUAAAGAAGGAAUCACCCACUUGCAAUCUGUUCCCUGCAUCCAAAAGCCCAGGGCCAGGGCGCUCUCCUCUUGCACAACCAACUCUCCCACCUCGGCGGAAAACUGGGUCCGGCGCCCGGACAACAGCAAGCCCACCAAUUCCUGUCAGACCAGCUCCACAGUACUCAGCUAGCAACUCCCAGUGUUCAUCCCGGCUUCAGGGAGCAGCUGCCAAGUCUUCCAGUCGACUCCCUGUUCCCUCAGUCCUUCCCAGACCUGUCACCCGAGUGCCACUCACUGGGCAGUGUAUACCACCUGGUAAAGGUGUCCUAGCUCCAGAUUCUCUCUCAACUCAGAAAGAGCAUCCAAGUGCCAUAGGGCACAGAGCUCCUGUUUCCCAUCGAACAAAUCUACCAGCCACCAGUGCUGCUCGAGGCAGGACCACCAGUGCCGCUCGAGGCAGGACCACCAGUGCCGCUCGAGGCAGGAUGCAGCUCCCCAGGAAAGCUGCAGUCCCUGGACCUACUAGGUAAGAAGAUGGGGCAGCAAACAAAGACUCAAUAGCAAGCCGCUACAUCUUAACCAUCAAAGUCUGGACUCUUCUCUGCCAGUGGUCAGUCCCUAACUCCAGUAGACUCGUGCCCAGAGAUGGAAGGAAGAGUUGCCUCCAGGGCUGACCUCUAAAGUAGAGACUGGAGGUUGGGGUGUGGUGAGCUUGAGGAGACUCAACCCCACCCUACCCCACCUGAAAGAAGAAGAGAGAGGCAGAGGUCAUCUGCCCGUGGAGAAAUUCACAAACAAAGUGAUAAAUGGAGGCAGAGGGACCUAUCUGUCUCCUUCCAUCUUGUGGUCAGGCCUAGAGAACUUGACCUGCCCAGACCACGGUCCACUGGCCGUUUCCAUGUGAGUGGCCUCGGGACCCGGCCAGCUCCCUGUUCUCUAGGACCAGUCUUCCUGACUUGAGUCCUACACUGGUUUCUGGUCUGAAGGGCCCAGAGGGCAGCUGGUGUGCAGUACUUGUUUCCUAUGAAUUCUAUGACUUCUCACAGGCCAAUCAGUUGUAAGCUUACUCACAUCUUCAUAUUUUUUCUUAAAUGAAUAAAGAAAAAAAUUUUUUUUCAGUA